This is a messenger RNA of Cajanus cajan (pigeon pea), 1024 nucleotides long. RefSeq names its product tropinone reductase-like 3. The record is from RefSeq and is a predicted model, not a curated record. Gene Ontology annotation, molecular function: oxidoreductase activity. Lineage: Eukaryota; Viridiplantae; Streptophyta; Magnoliopsida; Fabales; Fabaceae.
AUAAAGGUAGGUGCAUUUGGGAGAAACGAAUAGUGUUGGGGAGAAAAGGGAAGAGUGUUGUUGUCUUCUUUGAUUGCAUCGAAAGUAAAAAUGGUAAAGACGAAGAGAUUUGAAGGGAAGGUGGCCAUCGUCACCGCUUCCACACAGGGAAUCGGCUUCGCCAUCGCCGAGAGACUUGGCCUCGAGGGUGCAUCUGUCGUCAUCUCUUCUCGCAGACAGCAAAAUGUCGAUGCGGCUGUGGAAAUACUCAGGGCCAAAGGAAUCGAAGCGUCGGGGCUUGUUUGCCAUGUUUCCAAUGCUCAACAAAGGAAGAAUUUGAUUGACCAAACUGUGCAGAAGUAUGGAAAGAUAGAUGUUGUUGUGUCCAAUGCUGCUGCAAAUCCUUCCGUUGACUCCAUUUUGCAAACAAAAGACUCGGUCCUUGACAAGCUAUGGGAGAUAAAUGUCAAAGCCACCAUACUUCUUCUGAAGGACGCAGUGCCUCAGAUGCAGAAGGGUUCUUCUGUCGUUAUCAUUUCCUCAAUUGCUGGUUAUAACCCGCCACCUUCUUUGGCUAUGUAUGGAGUGACCAAAACUGCUCUACUUGGACUUACCAAAGCCCUGGCUGCUGAGAUGGCUCCAGACACUCGUGUAAAUUGUGUUGCUCCUGGUUUUGUGCCUACUAACUUUGCUUCAUUCCUUACAACUAACGAUGCUUUGAGGAACAAGCUAGUAGCGGAGACAUUACUUGGUAGGCUUGGUACAACAGAAGACAUGGCUGCUGCUACAGCUUUUUUGGCAUCUGAUGAUGCUGCUUAUGUAACAGGAGAGACCAUAGUGGUUGCUGGGGGAACGCCUUCCAGGUUGUAGCUUCUACUGUCAUCUCAUCUGUUGUGGGCCCAGCCCAACACAUACUUGAAGCCCCGGUGGAUAUAUAUUUACUGGGUUGGAACAGUGUUUAUUUCAAGUUCUUGUUAGAUUAAAUACCAGUCAUGAACUCUUUUUAAUACAGCCAAGGGAAUAAACCAUCAUGUUUAUCUUUAAA